Molecule: messenger RNA, 2258 nt
Organism: Tigriopus californicus
Lineage: Eukaryota; Metazoa; Arthropoda; Copepoda; Harpacticoida; Harpacticidae
Gene: Past1
Product: EH domain-containing protein 3-like
Exons: 6
Coding region: 317-1930 (537 amino acids)
Biological process (GO): endocytosis; endosomal transport
Cellular component (GO): plasma membrane; cytoplasm
Molecular function (GO): calcium ion binding; protein binding; GTP binding
Source: RefSeq, a predicted model, not a curated record
UGUGUCGAGUGUGUCGAGUCAGUGGAAGUUGUGGACCUGAGCUGGGAGGUGUGUGUAUCACAGGACUCAUUGCCAGUUGUGAACGUCGUCGUCGGUCAGCCAGUCGCGACCUAGAGUGGGUGUGUGUGGGUGUGGGUGGAUCCCUCAUUGGACUGACUGCUCCACGGAGAUAUUUGGGAGAUUGGCUGGGACCUGAGUGUGGGUGUGUUUGUUUGUAUCUGGAGCGAUCGAUCCUCCGUGUCCUUUGAGGGACUUUGACGGACUUUGAGGGACUUUAAAGGACUCUGAGGGACUCUGAGGGACUCCGUGGUUGAGCAUGUUUUCUUGGAUGGGGAAAGAAGACAGUCGGAAGAACCAGGACGUGUAUGACUCGGUGAGUCAAGGCCUGCAGAACAUCUACAAGCAGAAGUUGUUGCCCAUCGAGAAGGAGUACAACUUCCAUGACUUUCACUCGCCCGCCCUCGACGAUCCGGACUUUGAUGCCCGCCCCAUGGUCAUGUUGGUGGGGCAGUACUCCACCGGAAAAACCACAUUCAUCCGAUAUCUGCUCGAGCAAGACUUCCCCGGCAUCCGCAUCGGACCCGAGCCCACCACCGAUCGAUUCAUUGCGGUGAUGCACGCGGAUCAAGAGGGUGUGAUUCCAGGAAACGCCUUAGUCGUCGAUCCCAAGAAACAAUUUCGUCCUUUGUCCAAAUUCGGCAACGCCUUUCUCAAUCGAUUCCAAUGCUCGCAAACCUCAUCAGCCGUGCUCAAAGGCAUUUCUAUUGUGGAUACUCCUGGUAUUUUGAGUGGAGAGAAACAACGAACCGACCGCGGUUACGACUUCAUCGGUGUUCUUGAAUGGUUCGCCGAGCGAGUAGAUCGAAUCCUGUUGCUGUUUGAUGCACAUAAACUGGACAUUUCUGACGAGUUCAAGAGGUCAAUCGAGGCCCUUCGAGGACAUGAUGACAAGAUCAGAAUCGUCUUGAACAAGGCCGACAUGGUCGACCAUCAGCAACUGAUGCGCGUGUACGGGGCCUUAAUGUGGAGUCUCGGCAAAGUACUUGGCACCCCGGAGGUGGCACGGGUAUACAUUGGUUCAUUCUGGGAUCAGCCCUUGCGAUAUGAUAUCAAUCGAAGGCUCUUUGAAGCCGAAGAACAGGAUCUGUUUGCAGAUUUGCAGUCAUUGCCCAGAAAUGCGGCCUUGCGAAAACUCAAUGACCUGAUCAAGCGGGCGAGACUAGCCAAGGUUCAUGCUUACAUCAUCGCGGCUUUGAGGAAAGAUAUGCCCUCCAUGUUUGGAAAAGAGUCCAAGAAGAAGGACUUGAUCAAGAACUUGGACGCGCUCUAUGGACAGAUUCAAAGAGAGCACCAGAUCUCUCCGGGAGAUUUUCCCGAUCUGAAAAAGAUGCAAGAGAGUCUGGUCCAUCAGGAUUUCACCAAGUUUAAGGCAAUCGACAAGCGAUUGCUCGACAAGGUGGAUAAGAUGUUGGCCGAGGACAUUGCCAAACUAAUGGCCAUGAUCCCAAUGGAAGAGAAAGUCAAAUUGAGCGAAGGCAGUGACCGCAUCGAGGGUGGUGCCUUCGAUGGAGUCAUGGAUAAAGCCACCCCGUUCAUGUUCAAGGGUGGCGAAGGUGUGGACGCAGGUCGGGGUGAGGUGGAAUGGGUCAUUGCCAAAGAUCAAGGCAAAUACGACCAGAUCUUCGAUAGUCUCUCUCCUGUGGAUGGCAAGGUCACCGGUGCAGCGGCCAAGGGUGAAAUGGUUCGCUCCAAGUUGCCCAAUAACGUUUUGGGUAAAAUAUGGAAGUUAGCCGACAUUGACAAGGAUGGCAUGUUGGACUCUGAGGAGUUUGCCCUAGCCAUGCACCUCAUGAACAUCAAGUUGGACGGGCACGAUCUACCCACGGAGCUUCCGCCUCAUUUGAUACCGCCGUCCAAGCGAGGAUUUUAGUUCGAAAUCGUUCGACAAUCUAUCCGAGAAUGCCAAGAUCAGAUCUGCGGCGUCAAGGACUGAAAGUUCGGCCAAUGGUUGCGUCCAUUAGCAUUUGGUGUUGCUUUUCCCCCUCUUCCUCCCAUGAUGCCCUUCCCUGAUUUUUGCGAUGUUUCAUUGUUGCAAAAAAGGUGAUACUUAAUAAUGAUCAGACUAUAUUCUAAUCUAUCUAUAUUUGUUAAAUCUUGGCCGAGUCCUUCCAUCAUGAAUGGGGAACACGCUGUAUGUUUAAUUUCUCAAGUAGCAUAAAAACACCUAUUUUGACGAAUAAAAUUUCAAACCCACGUGA